AUGGACUACACAGCGGGUUUUUCAAUAUGGCUGCAGGAUGCCAUCGGCCAGAUGAUUGGCUACCUGCUUGCCACCCUGUUCUUCGCAUCUGUCUUGGUUAUGACGGUGGCCACGGUCAUCAUUCUGGCAUUAAGUUCCUUGUUCUCGCUGCUGAUCCACGAUUAUGUCAGCAACUCGACUGAGCUGGCAUCUCUGGCGUGCGUCGGGUCGAUGCUGCUGAUCCCGGUGCUGGCCCGUGGCAACCGAGAUGCCUCCCUCGUGGACAUUGCGGCCCUGCUGUCCGGCUCGUCAUUGUUGAUGGGCGUUAUCGCGGCUAUGCUCGGGCACUACAGCAUGCUGCUGCUUGCAGCUCUUUGCGUUCUUUGCGGUGUACCUCUGGCAGUGUGCUGGUGGAGUAUGUGCAUGAUUUUUCCGGACUGGAUGCGGGAGCUCUGCGUGGAUCUUUGGUCUCAACCGUGGCGGAAUGCAGCUGCGGAGCCAUUGUUGGCCACAGAGCCCGUGCCGGAACCCGAAAAGGUUCCGGACCUGGAGAGCUUGAUGGAGGCCUUUUUCCUGCGCUGCUACCUCGCUGGAAGAGAGCUCAUGAAGCGAGACGAGCUCUGGCUGACGAGGGAAGACCUGGAAGAGAUGAUGCCUGGUGUAGUCGUGGGGCUGCCCGCGGUUGCCUUGCUCCAGAUCGUCCAGGAAUCACUGGAGUUCGGCUGCACGGAAGGCUUCCGAUUGUCUGAGGGCCUCGCAGUGACGGAUCACAACCGACCUGCUGUGCGUGGUGCGGCUGAAGCAUACAGAUGGGCUCUCGAGGCCAAGAAGGCCCUGGCAGAGUUACGUCCGGAGAUGGCAGAAUCACUCUUUAUCGAGGCGAGGGUGCUCUGGGAGGACACGGAGGCCCCAGCAUCGUCCUCCUUUAAGGAGGGGAUCAAGGUCGCCGCGCGCAGUGAUAUUCGACGGAGGACCUCCCGGCUCAUUGGCUUCCUGGGUCUCGGUCGAACUCUGCCUGCGGGACACACGGGCCACGUGCUACGUGUUCUGGCUCCUAGCGUCGUCGAAGUGCAGUGGGACGGCAGCGAUGCCGUUUGCAGCCGACAUAGCAUCCGCGACUUAGCGUUGGAAGAGUCUUCACCAAGACAGCUGAAGGCCGCUGCGAGAGGCGAACCCAUGGACGCACAGCGCAGGCAACUUGCAGUCCAAGCGGCUGGACGCCUUCGCUCUGUUGCACUGUUUUUCACGCGGAUGCCCUUCUUUCAGCAGCAUUUCCGCACCAAAGUAGUCGAGCCGCUUAUCCGAGGACACGACACCUUCUUGACUGGAGGUGCGUCGCCGGCAAGGCCGCCACCAUCGCUGAGUCGCGUGACCCAGUCUUUGGUCGCCGCAGCAGCCUGCGAAAUCGCGCGGCUGCGCACAGGCGACGAGUAG
Molecule: messenger RNA, 1413 nt
Organism: Symbiodinium sp. CCMP2592
Lineage: Eukaryota; Dinophyceae; Suessiales; Symbiodiniaceae
Source: the annotation of a GenBank genome assembly